Messenger RNA from Populus nigra (black poplar), 2046 nucleotides. RefSeq names its product AT-hook motif nuclear-localized protein 15-like. Gene Ontology annotation, molecular function: DNA-binding transcription factor activity; minor groove of adenine-thymine-rich DNA binding. The record is from RefSeq and is a predicted model, not a curated record. The transcript has 2 exons. Bases 817 to 1821 code for a protein of 334 amino acids. NCBI's taxonomy places the organism in Eukaryota, Viridiplantae, Streptophyta, Magnoliopsida, Malpighiales, Salicaceae. Gene Ontology annotation, cellular component: nucleus.
GCUUGAAACUUGAAGUGCACAAAACCGAAAAAACCAGUGAGACAAGAAAAGACCAGACUCUGCAAAACCGCUGUUGGAUGUAGUGAUUCGCGUUACACGAAUCCUUAUCGUACGCCUAAGUGAAUUUUUAACGUCCACCCACAUCUCAGAACCGGUAAAGCAGCGGGCAAAGUACUCCUACCAAAUUUGGAGUCUUAUCUGACUUCUGUGUACUUCUCAAAGCUGUGUUUGCUUUCCAAGGCCUUUCUUUGAGAAAAGGGAGAAUUUCUGCAUGUCUGGCUUCAUUUGGAGCUAGAUCUUUACAAGUUUUUGGGUUUAGAGAAGUGGGUUUUGUAUUGCUGGAUCUGAUUCUUAUGAAUUUGGAAGGUAAUGUUUAGGGUUUUGAUUUUCGCAUGCAAAGCAAAGGAAACCCAUAUCUCUUAUGCCUGAUUCAUUCAACAUGGGAAGCUAGUAGUAUUUAUUAACCGGGUUAGUGGGUUUGGGUUGAAUUCGAUUCCUUCUUCUGGUGAGAAGGAAUAAAGGAUAAGGUUAUGGAUUAUAUCUGUUUGGACUUGUUAGCUGAUUUCUCUCAAUCUGCAUCUAGCUUGCUGCAAGCAAACAAAUAACAAAGAGGGUAAUAAGGCCAAGAUACUCUUCCAUCUUUCGUUGUUGUGUUCUUGUCGGUUACUGAUUCAAAAAGGAACUGAUAUAAGAGUGAGACAAGAACACCGAAAAAGAGUUGCAAUACAAAUAUAAGCUAUCCUUAGCUUAUUGUCUCUUGGAUUUCUUUUUGUGUUCGAAAGCCUAGGCCUUUCUUGGUUCUAUCAAGAAUCAAACAUGGCAAAUCGUUGGUGGGCUGGAAAUGUUGCCAUGAGCGGUGGAGAUCCAGUAUCUUCGAUUCCAUCUCUUCAAUUGAGAAAUCUUGAAGAAGAGAGUACUCCUCCAGGUUCGAACCGUUUAGGUCCAAGAAGAGAACAAAAUUUCAUUGACACCAACACCAAUAGCCCUAAAACAACCACCACCGCCACACCUCCCAGUGCUCAAAACCAAAGCCACAACCGAGAAGAGCAAGAGGAUAGCAGAGACAACACCACCAACCAAGAAUCUGGCGACCACAUAGCUCAUGAAACCAUUGAAUCAGGCAGUGGUAGCACAUCUCGCAGGCCUAGAGGCCGACCUGCCGGUUCGAAGAACAAACCGAAACCCCCCGUCGUCAUCACCAAAGAAAGCCCUAAUUCUCUCCGAAGCCAUGUCUUAGAAAUCAGCUCCGGCAGUGACAUUGUGGAUAGCAUUGCCAAUUUCUGUCAUCGCCGACAUCACGGCGUUUCUAUCCUUAGUGGAAGUGGCAUUGUGGACAAUGUUACUCUUAGGCAGCCUGCAGCACCUGGUGGGGUUAUCACUCUUAAUGGAAGAUUCGAGAUUUUAUCACUUUCCGGUUCGUUUCUGCCUGCCCCGUCGCCUCCGGGAGCAACGAGGCUAACUGUUUAUUUGGCAGGUGCACAAGGGCAGGUGGUGGGAGGAACUGUGAUGGGGGAGCUAGUAGCAGCAGGGCCAGUUAUGGUGAUUGCAGCAACGUUUAGUAAUGCAACGUAUGAAAGAUUGCCACUUGAGGAGCAAGAGCAAGAAGGGAUGCAAUUGCAGCAGCAAGUGGAUUCGUCAGGGACUAAUAAUGGCAACGCUUCUGCAAGUGGUGGUAAUAAUCCCGGGACUCAAUCUUCUCAGGGUCUAGGUGAGCAUGGUUCAAUCCCUGUGUUCAAUUUGCCUCCUAAUUUGUUACCUAAUGGCCAAAUGCCACAUGAUGUGUUUUGGGGUCCCCCUCCUCGUCCUCCCCCUUCUUACUAAUAAUGUGAUAUAGAGAAAGAGAAGAGCUGUUAGUUUGUAUUGGAUGACUGAUUAUGUGCAAAAGUAUUUUAGACAGUUUUAUGUAAGCAUAAUGAAGAAGGUAGCUAGGACAUUUUGGUUUAGUCUGUGUGAACUAGCUGGUUCUCAUCGUUAGGUUUUGCUUGUUGUUGAAACUCUUUGAUGUUUGAUCUGUUGCUUUUCUCUGAUCAUCCUUUUGUGGAAGAA